GGUGGAGGGGAGAUACCAGUGCCCCAUUCUGUCGUCGAAUGGGUUUUAGUUACGUUCCACCUUUCCUCCUUCAUCCAGUCGACGAUAUCGCGAUCGACUAAUUGGAUUUAAUCGUUUAUUCAUCAGUGUCGAAUAACUCCUUCGUUCAUCGGGACUAGUGUUGAGUAAAUAAAUUGACAACUGAUUCAAAAAAUUAUUGACAAAGUGGGAUUGUUUUUUCUACUGCCACUUUUUCAAUUUUUAGUUCUGCUCGCAGUGCGCAAUGAAACGGGGCUUUACCGGGGGAAGAUGUGAUGUCAGUGGCAAGUGAAGUUUAAUCGUUGAAAUAUAUUUUUUUUAUUUAUUUAAAUGAUGAAUCGAGGCUGAAAUAUUGAACACGUGGGUGGCAAACGCAGGCUCAUGCUGAGAAAAUUCUCGCGAUGGUAUCAAUCGUUAGAGUGAAGAAGUACUGGCGUGGGAGCUGUUACAGUGAUUCGAGGUGAAGUGCAUGCGCCAACUUCAAUUUUUUAGAUAAAAGAAUAAAUAAAUACGGAGGAGGAAGGCAAAAGGAAGAGGUGAAGACGGAGUGGACAAGCGGAGAGAGAUAAACGGGGGAGAUCUUCUGUGGAGAACAGCGUCGUGUGUUGGUGCACGCGACUAACGCGUGUGUAGAGGAUGCCGUGGAAAUGUCAACUUCUGAUGAUCCUAGCCUCCCUAACUCUAUCUUCACUCACCCUUGCAACCGGAAACCUACCAGAAGACACCUCUCCCACUUCCGGCCCCCCUGAGAGACUCCAAAAUGACGUCCGAACAAAGACAAAAAAAUCCGGAACAUCAACCACUCCAUCACCACCUCCAAAUGAUCCUGAGAUACCCCCGGCCUUGAUGACAUCAUCGCCACCCAUCAAAAGCAUCACCGAGGCCCCCUGGGAGUGUCCCAACAUCACAAAAGCCAGGGUUGAGUGCUCCUGUGAUUUCCCUCACACGCUGCGAUGCACUGGAGACAGAACAGCAUUGGAGAUAAUAGGUGAACAUUUGAGAAGCAGUCGCGAAGGAAUAAUUUCCCUCCUCGAUGUGACGGUAACGGGAAUCUCGACGCUACCGUCGAGAUUUUUAGAGGGCGUUGCACUCCACGGGCUCGUUAUAUCCACCGGUGAGCUGCGAAGGGUCAAUGAGAAUGCCUUUACCGCAUUGGUGAGACCUUUGCAAGCCCUGGGACUCCCCAACAACCUCCUCGAAGCGGUACCCACAGCUGCCCUGACGCAUCUCCAGGGACUGGAGAGACUGGAUCUCUCCAGGAAUAAAUUGAAAACCCUCGAGGCACAAUCAUUCAAAGGGCAGUCGAGUCUCACGUACCUCGAUCUCUGUGACAAUUUACUAUCCCAAUUGUCUCCUCAAGCGUUUGUACCACUGAAGAUCUUGCGUUCGUUGAAGAUGAGGGGAAAUCGUCUGAGUGUGUCAGCACUCUCGGCACUGCGUGGUCUCAAGCAUCUCGAGGAACUUGAUCUGUCGAGGAAUCUCCUCAUUGGCCCCUUGGGGCCGAAUUUACUACCGUCAAUGCCGCGAUUGAGGGUGCUGACGCUUUCCGAGAAUGAAUUGGGAACGGUGAAGCAGGGAGCGCUUGGCGGACUCAGGAACUUAACGUACCUCAGUUUGAGCCAUAAUCAGAUCGACGUUCUGGAGGACCACGCGUUCAGGCACCUCUCCACCCUCACCCGUCUGGAUCUCGCCAGCAACCAAAUCGUCGCCGUUUCCAGUGCAUCACUGGCUCACCUGGACAACCUCGUCACCCUAGACCUGACCCACAAUUUCCUUCCCUCGCUUACCAGUGACCUCAUAAUCCCCUUCCGCAACCUCCAGGACCUCCGUCUCGACGAUAAUGACAUAACUAUGGUGGACCCUGAAAUACCCACCUCAAAACUCAAACUGAAACGCUUCUCACUCUCCGAUAAUCCUCUCAACUGCGACUGCAACAUUCUCGAAUUCGCCAAUUGGCUGACUAACUCCUCUCUCGAAGAGGAAGACAGAACGUCCGCGGUAUGCGCUACUCCCCCAGCACUGGAGAAUGGAGUCCUGACGCAGGUGUCACCAGGAAGUCUCCUGUGUGGCGAGCCAACACCCCCUAUGAUGACAAAACUCCCUCAACCGCAGGUCCAGGUGACCCUCAAGGAAUUCCGCUACGACAGACGAACAGGCGUCAAUCUCGUGUGGCGUGUUGCGUCCUGUACACAACGAUACACCUGCGACAACCUCAUCAUCUACGAAGUGGUGGAUGACACCGAGAUCGAGAUCGACUCCAGUCCCCUUCACUGCGAGUCAAACCUCAUGAGGGAUCCCUGUCAUCUACCGGUGGCCAUUCCGUCGUCCCUAAACCUCCAAAUUGGUCACAAGUACCGGUACUGCAUCGUCCUGUUCGUGUCGACAGUCACCGACGACUUGACCCUGGGCCUCGGCUGCAGCGAUCUCCUGUUCCUGGAGGAGAACAGCCCCCAGUGGGAGCAGAAGCCGGUGCCAAUUGUCACGACGAUGGCGCCACUCCGGGACAGAAUCACCGGAGUCCACGUUAACAUAUCCGACGAGGGCUUUCUCACUGUUGACGUCGCCCUGUCAACGAUUAAGGACUUGGAGAAUAUCUGCCAAGUCUCGGUGGUGGUAUUCGCUGAGGAUUCAUUCCUCCAUCGGAAGACGCUGAACUGCAGUCAGCCUGUGGUCACCGUACCCGGACUGGUACCCGGAAGGUACAAAGUAUGCGCAAGUCUCCUGGAUCCUCUCGGCGCUGAGACUCCCGGGGACUUCGGUGCGGAGAGAUCCAGGUGCGUUGAGGUUCAGGCUUUUCGGGAGAACACUGAGAUGAUAAUUCUGGGAAUUGCUGGUGUCUCGUGCCUCGUGUUCAUCAGCGUCUUCUUCAUCGGCAGGAGCUUGUUGAAGAAAUUCAGGGAACCGAGAAUUCAGAGUCAGUGCUUUAUGCCUGCGCAGGAGUUUGAGAUCACCCAUAAGGCGCACUAUAUUCAACUGUUGACUACUACUAAAGUCUGAUAUAAGUGAUUAAUUCGAAAUAAUUCCAUUGUACAUAGAUAUACCCGAUAAUAGGGUUCUCUCUCUCUGUCGAAGUCCAGGAAUAAUUUAUAGAAUAGGUAUUUAACAACAGGUCAUUCUGCCAUACGUAAUUUAAUUGUUUUCUUGUUUUUUAUUGAAAAUAUAAUAACAUGUACAUAUAAACUCGAUUGAUCAGUCCUGAUUAUUUUUUUUAUGAAGAAAAAUAAUUGAAAAUAUUUUCGUUGGGGCUGCGGUGGAGACUUGAAUGCCCUGCGGGGUAGGUAUCAUGGCGCACGGUGAAUGAGCACCUAACCACCCCCUGAGGGUGGUUGCACCCUCGCACUCAAUAUCUACCUAGAGCUCAAGCUAAAAUAACAAAUGUAAUUACGCGACUGCGUGCAGAUGGAACGUCGGCAUUAGAGGAAGAAAAUUAUGGGGAAAAAUGGAGGACAGAAAUUACAGAGGGGACUAUAAUAUUCGCAUCGAUGGAGUUCCUUGCAUAAACGAUUUUUUUCUCAUGAAUUCAUAUUUUUCUUCGUCCACCCUUCUGUCACCCCAGAUAACACUGUAUCUAUCACGCGUAGCAAAUAAAAUCGAUUUAUUUUCGGA
Diachasmimorpha longicaudata is the source of this 3624-nucleotide messenger RNA. RefSeq names its product leucine-rich repeat-containing protein 15 (gene Lrt). The record is from RefSeq and is a predicted model, not a curated record. Gene Ontology annotation, molecular function: protein binding. The coding region runs from base 655 to 3015 and encodes 786 amino acids. NCBI's taxonomy places the organism in Eukaryota, Metazoa, Arthropoda, Insecta, Hymenoptera, Braconidae. The transcript is spliced from 6 exons.